Molecule: messenger RNA, 2742 nt
Organism: Endocarpon pusillum Z07020
Lineage: Eukaryota; Fungi; Ascomycota; Eurotiomycetes; Verrucariales; Verrucariaceae
Exons: 4
Coding region: 1-2742 (913 amino acids)
Biological process (GO): exocytosis; maintenance of cell polarity; endocytosis
Cellular component (GO): cytosol; membrane; intracellular membrane-bounded organelle
Molecular function (GO): oxysterol binding
Source: RefSeq, a predicted model, not a curated record
AUGUCUUCGUCAUCGGAAAACAUAUCCGCAUUGAAACAGUUUGUAGCCUCCAUUUCCAGCAUCAAAGGUGAUCUCUCCAAUAUUACCGCACCACCAUUCCUCCUGGCGCAGAAGUCCGCCGUCGAGUUUCCUGCCACCUGGUGCGAACGUCCUUCGAUCCUCGUUGCACCGGCUUUGGAGCCGAACGUCGAGAAGAGGGCCUUGCUUGUCCUGAAAUGGUAUCUAAGCGCGCUCAAGGCACAGCAGUAUCAUACUGGUCACGAGGCAGAUGGUGUUAAGAAGCCUCUCAACGCAUUCCUGGGCGAGUUAUUUAUAGCGGAGUGGAAUGAUGCCAGAACGGGAAAAACAAAAUUGAUCUCGGAACAAGUCAGCCAUCAUCCACCCGUUACAGCAUGCUAUCUGUGGAACGAGAAACAUGGAGUUCGAGCGCAAGGCUAUACAAGGCAAGAAAUCACAUUCAAUGGAGCUGUCAACGUCACUCAGACCGGUCAUGCCGUCCUGCACCUCGCCAAAUACAACGAGGACUACCUCCAGACCCUUCCGACGGUGCACAUCAAGUCACUCCUCACCGGAUCUCCAUAUCCUGAGCUGAGUGGCCCAGUCCAUAUAUACUCAUCAUCCGGUUAUACUUCAAAGAUCGAAUUUUCAGGAACCUCAUUUCUGGGACUAAGUGGCAGCAAGAGGAAUACUGUGCGUGCUAAAUUAUACAAGACCGGCGACGAAGAUAAUCCACUAUUCACGGUAGAGGGCCAAUGGAGCGAUGCACUCAUCUUCAAGGACGUACGCAAGAACAAAGAGCUCGAGGCUUACGAUACACAUAAAAGCCCAGCUACCUCCCUCACUGUUGCUCCGCUCGAGAAACAAGAUCCAUGGGAGUCACGUCGUGCAUGGUCCGGCGUGGUGAAGGCUCUCCGAGCAGGUGAUAUGCAGGCCACAAACGAUGCCAAAUCCAAAAUUGAAAAGGCGCAGCGAAUGAUGCGCAAGAAAGAGCAGGCAGAGGGAAGGAGGUGGGAACCCAAGUUCUUCUCGAGAGUCGACGAUGCUCCUGUAUUUGAGAAGCUGGGCACACCACAGGAGGAAAAGUUAUCACCGGACAAGACGAGUGGAGUAUGGAAGUUUGAUGAAGAAAAAUUCCGGAAAGCGAGAGUGCCAUUCCAUGCGCGUCUGGAGAUCCGACGCGGCGACGAUGCAGACAGAUGGAUCUUGACAGUGCCAGUGACAGUGCUGCGCCGUGUGAAGCUCGCCCUGUCACGCAAGUGGCCUGACCUGUAUCACUAUCAGCUCCCACCAUGGCAACAGAGCAUGCUCGACGGUUCAGAGCCCUCCAACCCGUCCUUCGUGCGUCCCUGCCUCGCAGAACUCUUCCGCACAUGUGUCUAUCCGGCGUCCCUAGCCCUACGGAUCGAGCAGGUCCUGCUGGCGGCAGCUGGCAAUCAUAGCCAGGCGAGUGAGCCAUCAGAGCACGAACGCUCGUGUGGAGAUGAAAAGAGAAGAGCAUACCGUCUGAUCCUAAGUGAUGGGGUGUUGGUGGUGCAGGCACUUCUUGAAAGCCGGCUGAUUGUAUUGAUCAACCUUGAAGAUGUUGUAGUUGGAAGUACCAUUGUUCUGAAGAGGUUCAGGAUCCAGCGAGCAAAGAGGUUGAAUGGUCAGGGCAAAGUAGUAUUCUUGAGAAUAGCAGAUUGCGAUUUCAUUCCCUCGAAGCCCCAGGCACAACAAACGCAAACGAAGAAGAGAUCUGCAAUUGCGGAACCCGAAGAGGAAGCAGAGGGGCAGAUCAUGUCCCGCAAGAGGGCCAAACACAGUGUCUCAUCCGCAGAACAGUCAUUUGAGCUCCAGAACAGCCGAAAGAGGCAUGCCGAGUCUGUCGACUCCUCCCACGACAGCGACUCUGAUGACUUUGAAACAAUAGCUAUCGACCGCAGAAAGCUCGAGAGCAAUCGCCAAGCUCUCCACGAGCUCAACGUCAAUCAAUCCUUUGACUCUCAGCACAGCUCCACCCCAACAACCGCAAUUGCGCGCAUAAGUGACCACCUCCAUCCGACCCGUCACCACCACGGCCGCUUCCCUCCGACCCACCAACAUUCGUCCGCAACCCAGACCACCAACCAAUCAAGACCCCGAGCAGAGCCAUCCCACGCGGCGGCGGCGCGCACAUCGCCCCAGAGAAGAGCAGCGUACCAAGCAUCCAGCACCAUACACCCGACCCUCCCUCCCCCAGCACAUCCCACACCUCAACAACAACAACAACAACAACAACAACAACAACAACAACAACAACAACAACAACAACAACAACAACAACAACAACAACAACAACAACAACAACAACAACAACAACAACAACAACAACAACAACAACAACAACAACAACAACAACAACAACAACAACAACAACAACAACAACAACAACAACAACAACAACAACAACAACAACAACAACAACAACAACAACAACAACAACAACAACAACAACAACAACAACAACAACAACAACAACAACAACAACAACAACAACAACAACAACAACAACAACAACAACAACAACAACAACAACAACAACAACAACAACAACAACAACAACAACAACUGAACGCGUACGAGCGGCUGAUGCGCCAGGAGAUCAAGUGGUUCGAGGAUGAUGAGGCCGUGUUGGAGAGUCAGGGCUGGGAUGUCAAGGCCAUGAGGAGGUGGUGGGAGGGGAGGAGUCGGGCUAGGACGAGGAGGAGGGGAGGGGGAGGAUGA